Molecule: messenger RNA, 1965 nt
Organism: Dovyalis caffra
Lineage: Eukaryota; Viridiplantae; Streptophyta; Magnoliopsida; Malpighiales; Salicaceae
Source: the annotation of a GenBank genome assembly
AUGAAUCUAAGUUCAAGCUGCUAUUCUCUGGACCUGCUUAUUGUUAACAUAGCUCUUGCUUGCAUCGAUGGUACUCUUGCCUCUAUUGCAUUCUCUCAGGUUUGUUUUCUUCUUCUUCUUCUUCUUAUGGAUACCCUUUCACUUUGUAUUAUUCUUGAUGCUUAUGAGGAUUCAUAUGCGAAAUCAACAAUCUGGAUGGACACGCCAGAAAGAUACUCAUUUGGUGGUGGGGUUCUUGAUUGCAGGUACUCCAUCUCAUGGUUGGCUCUUGUAAUUUGGCCAUUUCAAAAGCCAGAUGAUUUCUGGAGAGAAUUGCAUCCUUUGAGCAAUUUGAGCAAAUUUACCAUAUUGUGCAAAGUUCCAAUGGAUGUUGGAACUGGAUGUGAUUCUAAUGGUCUUAGCGAACUUGUGAAAUUUCUUGCAGCAUUUCCCAAAAUUCUGUUUUUUGCAGCAUUUCUACUUCUUCUAUCUUUCUGUCUUUGUGGUUCUCAUUUGGAGAUCAACGAUGACUUUGCAUUUGUCCAACUUGAAGAGAAGAUCAAACAAGUAGAAUGGGUCGACCUUUGCCAUCAGGCAAAUGAAGAAGAUGACGACGAUGAAGAAAAUAGCUCUCAACAGCCUUUGUUGGAAAGUGCAAAGAAUAAGCCUGGUUCAGCGAACACAGAUGGUUGUUGGAGAUGGUGCUCACUCCGUGGUAUUCAUGUCGGCAGUCGUCAGAAAUUUGUUAUCACAGUUGUAGUGUUGAUCUUUCUCUUAAUGCUGUCAUUUGCUGUAAUAAUCUGGAUUGGAGUGGGAAAGAAUCCGAUUGAUUCUUCAGUAGUUGCUCGGGUAUAUGUAGAUUUUUUUGCCACUGCAAUCCUCAUACUGGGAGGGGCUUUAGGUUGCUACGGUCUUGUCCUAUUUCUUAAAUUGAGGAAAGUAAGGUCUGAGACAGCUUCAUCUGAGAUGCGGAAGGUUGCUGGUCUAGCAGUUGUUUCUGUUGUAUGUUUUACGUCAAGUGCUGCAAUAGCUCUUUCUACAGAUAUACCUGUACUUCCUCCACCUUGUUUACGUUCAUCCGUGCCCUCAGCUUUUGUAUUAUGGGUCAUGCGAGAAUUGCCAACCCCAGUUAUAAUUACACAAGCACAACCAAGAGCAGUAACUUUCAUCAGUUAUGGGGCUGAAGGGACACAAAAUCCUCGGCACUGGGUUGCUGCAACGACUUCAAAGAAUCAGAGGGAAGUUUGCCCAUCGAAGUAUCUAUGUGUUGGCUUUGAGACGCCAAACUCAGAAUUCUAUAGUGGGCGCAAUCACAAGAAGGAAGGUGUCAAAAGCAAGUCCAAUAUAAGCAUGAUCAUGACAGCUGUGCUAAAGAAUGCGGAAAGCCGUGUAAUGCCUGACUUGGCUCUGGUAACUUCCCUGGAAGGCUGGAACAGCUAUCGCGAGGGUGUUAUGCCAUUUUCUGCGAGCACGUACGAAAGAACCGACAACCUUCGACCGAAAAAAGAAACCCUUCCUUUACAUUUCCCGUCACCAAUCCCAGCUUCCACUUACAAAAAGCAAAAGCACUCUGCUCUCUCCUCCGAAAAAGCAGUACUUACUGAUUGCUUCAUUUGUUUAUCAAAACUCAAAAAAGCAAAAAAGCAGCCUCCCCUAAAAAUUAAAAUCCCUAAAUUCAAUUCUUUUCUUGCCAUCAGAGCAAUCACUUUGCCCCACUCCACACUCAAAGCAUCAAUCUUUGUCUCUCUAUCUACAAAAAGAAGAAUGAUCUCUCUCAUUCUCACUACUUCGACCAACCCUAACAUAGCGGACAAGAUAGCGAAAACCAAAGAAACUUCGAUCAUUUUUACUCAACUUGAAAAUCAAAGGUAUUGUCGAUUUAAUUACUAUUGGUUUUGUGGAUUGGGGUUGUGUAAUUGGAGAUGGCGAGUUCGAGCGGGACCAGGAACGAAGGAGGUCCGCCUCGGUCGCACUCUCGGAGAAUGA